GUCUCCCUUCACGUGACCGCCAGGCAGCGGCAGGCAGAGGGAGGCAAGAUGGCCGCCGCUGGGGGUGCUUGGUGAGGGCGCUCGGAGCGCCGCUGCCCUGUCACUGCCCGCUCCGACGGGGAGUCACCGCACGGCCAACACCAACGGCUCCGUGGUAAACUUUGUUACAGGAACAUUCUAAGUACUGUGUGAAGAUGGCGAGUCUGAUGAGUCAGAGUCUGCUGACCUAUGCAGAAGAAGGCAAUGUUCCUGCUCUGAAAGCACUGCUGGAGAAGUGCAGGGACGUAGAUGAGAGAAAUGAGAAUGGCCAGACUCCACUCAUGUUGGCUGCUGAGCAAGGCAAUUUAGAAAUUGUCCAGGAGCUUCUCAAGAAGGGAGCUAAUUGCAACUUGGAGGAUGCGGAUAACUGGACAGCUCUUAUUUCAGCAGCUAAAGAAGGACACACAGCCAUCGUAGCAGAACUUCUCAGUUAUGGAGUCAAUUUGGAGCACAGGGAUUUGGGAGGAUGGACUGCUCUGAUGUGGGCCUCGUAUAAAGGCCGUACCGAAGUAGCUAAGCUGCUGCUUGAGAAAGGAGCAAAUCCAAACAUCACUGGCAUGCAAUACAGUGUUUAUCCAAUUAUUUGGGCAGCAGGACGGGGUCACUCAGAUAUAGUACAUCUCUUACUGCAGCAUGGAGCUAAAGUGAACUGCUCUGACAAAUAUGGAACCACCCCCCUGGUCUGGGCAGCUAGGAAAGGCCAUUUGGACUGUGUGAAAUACUUGCUGCAAAUGGGAGCUGAUGUUGAUCAAGAAGGAGCUGUAAGGGGUGACCUUACAGCUCUCUACAACUACCUGAAGGGAGGCUGGUGCUACACGGGACUCUGUGAGGAAAUACUGUAAAACCGGAACCCAAAAUGUGAACUUAAACCGAUAAAGAUGGGAAUACAGCUUCUGAUGAUUGCCUCAAAGGAAGGGCAUACUGAAAUCGUGCAGGAAUCGCUUGAUGCUGGAACUUACGUGAAUAUUCCUGACAGAAGUGGAGACACGGUGCUGAUUGGGGCUGUUAGAGGAGGUCAUGUUGAAAUUGUGAGGGCCCUGCUCCAUAAGUAUGCUGAUAUAGACAUCAGAGGUCAGGAUAAUAAAACUGCUUUGUAUUGGGCAGUUGAGAAAGGAAAUGCUACAAUGGUGAGGGACAUCUUGCAGUGCAACCCUGAUACUGAAACAUAUACAAAGGAUGGAGAGACACCACUUAUCAAGGCAACCAAGAUGAGAAAUAUUGAAAUAGUAGAGCUUCUUCUGGACAAAGGAGCAAAGGUCUCUGCUGUAGACAAGAAAGGAGAUACCCCACUUCAUAUCGCUAUUCGGGGAAGAAGCCGUAAACUUGCUGAACUACUCUUGCGAAACCCAAAAGAUGGUAGAUUGCUUUAUAGACCCAACAAAGCAGGAGAAACACCUUACAACAUUGACUGCAGCCACCAGAAGAGUAUUUUAACGCAGAUAUUUGGAGCUAGACACUUGUCUCCCACGGAAUCUGAUGGCGACAUGCUGGGUUAUGAUCUGUACAGCAGUGCUUUGGCAGAUAUUCUGAGUGAACCAACCAUGCAGCCACCUAUUUGUGUGGGUUUAUAUGCUCAAUGGGGAAGUGGAAAAUCUUUCCUGCUCAAGAAACUAGAAGAUGAAAUGAAGACUUUUGCAGGACAGCAGAUUGAACCUCUGUUUCAGUUUUCCUGGCUGAUUGUGUUCCUCACACUUUUGCUCUGUGGAGGUUUGGGUUUAUUGCUUGCUUUCACAGUGGAUGCAAAGCUCGGAAUAGCAGUGUCACUCAGCUUAUUAGCAGUGCUCUACAUUUUCUUCACUGUAAUUUAUUUCGGUGGUCGAAGAGAAGGUGAGAGCUGGAACUGGGCCUGGGUACUAAGUACAAGACUGGCAAGGCACAUUGGAUACUUAGAGUUGCUUCUCAAACUCAUGUUCGUAAACCCACCAGAGUUACCAGAGCAAACCACUAAAGCUUUACCUGUGAGAUUUUUGUUCACGGACUACAAUAGACUGUCCAGUGUAGGUGGAGAGACUUCGCUGGCUGAGAUGAUUGCUACCCUCUCUGAUGCAUGUGAAAGAGAAUUUGGUUUCUUAGCAACAAGGCUAUUUCGAGUUUUCAAGACAGAAGAUACACAAGGUAAAAAGAAAUGGAAGAAAACAUGCUGUCUCCCAUCCUUUGUGAUUUUCCUGUUCAUAUUGUCCUGUGUUGUUUCUGCGAUUGCCCUGCUGGCCAUUUUUAAUGUAGAGCCAACAAACAUGACAGUGAAUGCUAUUCUUAUAUCAGUUACAUGUGUUGUUGGCUUGGCCUUUAUCUUGAAUUGUCGAACAUGGUGGCAAGUGAUGGAUUCAGUUUUGAAUUCCCAAAGAAAACGUCUUCACCACGCUGCCUCCAAGCUUCACAAGCUGAAAAGUGAGGGAUUCAUGAAGGUUUUGAAAUGCGAAGUGGAGCUGAUGGCCAGAAUGGCAAAAACCAUUGAUAGCUUCACUCAGAAUCAGACAAGACUUGUUGUAAUUAUUGAUGGAUUGGAUGCUUGCGAGCAGGACAAAGUUUUACAAAUGCUCGAUACUGUGCGUGUCUUGUUUUCCAAAGGCCCAUUUAUUGCUAUUUUUGCGAGUGACCCACACAUCAUUAUAAAAGCUAUUAACCAGAAUCUCAACAGUGUCCUACGUGACUCAAACAUAAACGGACACGAUUACAUGCGGAAUAUAGUCCAUUUGCCUGUUUUUCUGAAUAGUCGAGGACUAAGUAAUGCAAAAAAGCUGAUGGUAGCUUCAACAACCAAUGGGGACGUUCCUUACACAGACAACGCAGGAUUGCAUGAAGAGAUUGACAGAAGAGUUUCUCAGAACAGUCUUGGAGAGAUGACCAAGCUUGGCAGCAAAACGGCUCUCAAUAGGCGGGAUACUUACCGAAGACGUCAGAUGCAGCGCACCAUUACUCGCCAGAUGUCCUUUGACUUGACCAAGCUUUUGGUUACAGAGGAUUGGUUCAGUGAUAUCAGUCCUCAGACCAUGAGAAGAUUACUAAAUAUAGUUUCGGUGACAGGUCGCUUAUUGAGAGCAAAUCAAAUCACCUUCAAUUGGGAUAGGCUUGCUAGUUGGAUCAAUCUCACAGAGCAGUGGCCAUAUAGAACGUCGUGGCUCAUACUGCAUCUUGAAGAGACUGAAGGUGUUCCAGAUCAGCUGACUUUAAAAACCAUCUAUGAGAGAAUUUCAAAGAAUAUUCCUACAACUAAAGAUGUUGAGCCACUGCUUGAAAUUGAUGGAGAUAUACGGAACUUUGAAGUAUUUUUGUCUUCACGAACACCUGUUCUUGUAGCACGUGAUGUAAGAACCUUUUUGCCAUGUACUGUCAACUUGGAUCCCAAACUACGAGAGAUCAUUGCAGAUGUUCGUGCUGCAAGAGAUCAAAUGAAUAUAGGAGGACUUCCUUAUCCCACAUUGCCUUUACACGAGGCACCUGGCAGAGCAGCGUCUCUGUUCAGUCAGCCUUCAUCUGCCUGUUCUUCUACAACCUCUUUCAAUGGACCUUUCAACAGUGGAGUUCUGUCACCCCAACCUCACAGCAGUUACUAUAGUGGUAUGACAGGACCUCAGCAUCCAUUUUACAAUCGGCCAUUCUUUGCCCCAUGUCUUUACAUGCCAAGGUAUUACCCUGGCAGUUCUCAUCUCAUCUCACGUCCACUAAAAACGAGUUUGUCCAGAGAUCAGAGCAAUGGCCUAGAUGUUAUCAAGGAGGAUGCUGAUGAGGGGCUUUCUUCACCCACAGACCCCUCAAUGCUGUGUAAGUCUGGGUUAAGCAGACCAAGACAGGGAGGAGGAGGAGCAGGUGCAGGACCAACCACAGGAGUUUCACAUGUCUCUCUGAGCUCAAUGAGUGUGGAAGCUGUAUGUGAGAAGCUAAAGCAAAUAGAUGGAUUGGACCAGAGUAUGCUGCCUCAGUACUCUGCAAUUAUAAGAAAGGCAAAUAUAAAUGGCCGCGUCUUGGCUCAGUGCAACACCGAUGAACUGAAAAAAGAAAUGAAUAUGAAUUUUGGUGACUGGCACCUGUUCAGGAGCACGAUACUUGAAAUGAGAAAUUCAGAAAAUCAGGCUGUUCAGGAAGAUCCUCGAGGAGCAGCUGAACACGUCACCUCUGCAGUUUCUCAUAGUGAACUUGCUCGCCGUCCUGGGCAUAGCACUGAGUUGCCUCACACUGAGCUUACAGGUCUUUCUGGUCAAGCUCCCUAUACACUUAACUUCAGCUUUGAAGAACUCAACACAAUUGGUCUUGAUGAAGCUCCUCCACGCCAUAGUAACUUAAGUUGGCAGUCACAAACUCGCAGAACACCAAGCCUUUCAAGUCUUAACUCUCAAGACUCGAGUAUUGAAAUAUCAAAGCUCACUGACAAGGUACAAGCAGAAUAUAGAGAUGCAUACAGAGAAUAUAUUGCUCAGAUGUCACAAUUAGAAGGAGGUGCCAGUUCCACUACCGUAAGUGGAAGGUCUUCCCCUCACAGUUCAAGUGCUUUUUAUAUGGGUCAGAGUACAUCGGGGGGAUCCUUGCAUUCCAGUGCAGAACAAGAGAAAGUAAAAGAUGGUGAGCAGAAACAAGAUGAUGGAAGAAAGUCCUUCCUUCUGAAGAGGAAUGAUGUUAUUGAUUAUAGUACUUCAGGUGUUUCUACUAACGAUGCAUCUCCUUUGGAUCCAAUUACUGAAGAAGAUGAAAAAUCUGAUCAGUCCGGUUCCAAGCUUCUACUGGGAAAGAAAUCAUCAGAAAGAACAAGUAUUUUCCAGGCUGCAGAUUUAAAGCUUAAGGGAGUUACUCUCCGGUAUCAGAAACUUCCAAGUGAUGAAGAUGAGUCAGGAACUGAAGAGUCAGAUAACACUCCGCUUCUUAAGGAAGGUAAAGAUAAGAAAACAGACGGAAAAGCAGACAAACAACCCAAGUCUCCAGAACAUGGAUCUGAACCUAUUAGAACCUUCAUCAAAGCCAAGGAGUACUUGACAGAUGCGCUUUUGGAUAAAAAAGAUUCUUCUGACUCUGGUGUAAGAUCUAAUGAAAGUUCUCCCAAUCACUCUCUCCAUAACGAAGGAACAGAUGAUUCGCAGCUUGAAAAGGCCAAUCUCAUUGAGCUUGAAGAUGACAGUAAUAGUGGAAAGAGAGGAAUUCCACACAGCCUUAGUGGCCUUCAAGAUCCAGCCGUUGUUCGCAUGUCAAUUUGCUCAGAAGAUAAGAAGAGCCCAUCAGAAAGCAGCCUGAUAGCAAGUAGCCCAGAAGAAAACUGGCCAGCCUGCCAGAAGGUCUAUAAUUUAAAUAGAACCCCCAGUACAGUAACCCUGAAUAAUAACAGCGCUCCAAACAAUCGAGCCAAUCAAAAUUUUGAAGAGAUACAAGGUAUGAGAGAUCCAUCUCAGAUCAUCCUGAACCCGAGUUCAGGUGCCAAUUCAACUGCCGUUCAGAAUGAGAACCUGAAAAGUGUUGCUCACAAGCGGAGCCAGCGUUCCAGUUACACACGGCUUUCGAAAGAUUCAUCAGAGCUCCACACUGUCACUGCCUCAGACGGGGCUGGUUUUGGAGAAGAAAGAGAGAGUAUCCUUUAAAGAAAUGAGAUUCAAACAGAAUGCCCACGUGUUGUAGCUUGCUUGGAACUUGUUGUCAGUGUGUGGUUACAUUAAGCGAUGUAGUUUAGGUUUUCAGUUCUGUACUUAGAAAAUUUAGAUUAUUUUCAUUCAUUUUCUUGAAGAAGUAAUCUUUAAACAAAUUAUUUCAGACCUUCCCUACUAAUUAAACUAAUGCUUGUCAGCAUGGAAAAACAGUUCCCUAAGAUGCUGUGCAAGUGUUUGGUCAGAGACAUACAUUGCAGAAGUGCAUACACUUUAAUCAUUAAAAUGUGAUUUUAUUUUUCUGUUGGGUUAUGUAAUACUUACCCCUCCAGAACAUUCCAUUUUAGUCUUACAUACUUACAUAUUUAAAAUUAAGACCGCGCAUCUUUGCCAUUUAACAUGAGUUGCCAGAAGAUGGAAUCUCACAGCCUGUGACAUCCACAUUAAACUUUACAAUAAGUAGUAGGAUAAGGUGUGCGACAUUUGUUGAAAUGAAACAUGUUGAAAUGUUGAGUGUUAAGGUACCUGUUUGGCUGUGUGUAUGCUUUCGUUCGCCGUAUGUUCAGUAAUUGCAGUUGAAUUUGUGAAGUUUGGGUAGAGUGGUGAUAAGGUUUUUAAGGAACGUUGUCUUGAUGUGUUGUUGGAAUUGGCAGUAAUUUAUAAGAAAAAUGCCUCCCCAUUGACUUAGCGAGUCAGUUAUUUAUUAUAGGUACGUCAUUUUGUAGUUUCUGGUCUAAGUAGAUGCAAACACCUAAGCUAUAUUAAAAUAUUACAAGGAUAAAGUGUGAACGUGAUAUCUGAACGUAAGGAGUAUCUGUUGCUGUGCAUGAUAUUUCCUUGGUACAGUGUUUAUCAUUUGGUUCCAGAAAGAAAAGCGAGUAGUGUUUGCCAUUUUUAAGGUAAUAUGUACUUUAUGAAAUUCAGUCAGAGCUGUGUGGCAGCUUCUUUAUUUCUGAAGUACGGUAUUUAAAAGUUUUGAUGUCAUCCAAGUACCUGCUUGUUAUUGUAGUAAAUACCUGUAAUGGUCCAGUGAAAUCUGCAUGAUUACAAGGGAAGAACUGUUCAAAUUAAACUCUGGUAGUUCAAAGAGAAUAAAAAAAUAAAUCGUCCUUCUGGAUUUGUGUCCAAA
Molecule: messenger RNA, 6732 nt
Organism: Coturnix japonica (Japanese quail)
Lineage: Eukaryota; Metazoa; Chordata; Aves; Galliformes; Phasianidae
Source: RefSeq, a predicted model, not a curated record